AUGUUGGCACAUAUACAUCAGAAUCUUAAGCACAGUGAUGCGCUCUCUGUGCUUGCGACGCACUUUGGAGAAGCGGAUGCAAAGCUGCAGGAGGCCUUGGCACAUUGUGGAGUUCUUGCCGUCAGACUUUGCUCUCAGGCGGAGAUUUGGCUUGAUGUUGACUUGCAGCAUCCUCCCAUCUCUGCGGAAGCAAUAAAGGUUCUGGUCGUGCAAGAGCCGCCUGAUGUUAAGUCUUUGAGCCUAGAGGGCUUUGACCUAGUGCUGACGUGGCAAGACGAACACCUGAAGCAACUGGGUCGACGUGCGGAGCUCUUUGUGCCAGCUACGCCUUGGCUUUUACCAGCCGAGUGGGAUCAAUUUGCGAUCAAAAAACUUGCUCUUGGAUUUCUAAGAGGCAGCAAGUGCCGGACUGCUGGUCAUCAGCUGCGACACAAGAUUUGGGAGGAACAACGACACCUCGAACACUCGAUGCAGGUUCCUCUGAACUUCAUGGAGGGUGGCGGUGUUAGCCGCGAGCAGCGCAACAUGCAAUUCUUCAGCAGCUUCGUGCUGGUGAUUGAGAACUCCAGACACAAAAACUAUUUUUCGGAAAAGCUGCUGGAUGCUCUCCUUGCCCGGUGCAUUCCAGUGUAUUGGGGGUGCACAAAUAUUGGAGAAUUUUUUGACGUCGCUGGAUUUGUGGUUGUUGAAGGUGAGAAUGUGGAGGAAGCGCUACACAAUGUAAGGAACAAAGCUCGCCACGUCGCAGUGACUGCAAGCUUGCAAACCUUGACGAAGAGCAGAAUCAACAGAAAGGACACAAAGCACACAAAGCCACGCACACAAAUCGUCUUUGCUCAAGGUGGUUUUGCAAGCCAAUCGUCUUUCUCCAGGUUUGGCUGA
Durusdinium trenchii is the source of this 882-nucleotide messenger RNA. The record is from the annotation of a GenBank genome assembly. Lineage: Eukaryota; Dinophyceae; Suessiales; Symbiodiniaceae.